Messenger RNA from Aspergillus sclerotioniger CBS 115572, 4335 nucleotides. Its product is annotated as xanthine dehydrogenase. Bases 154 to 4335 code for a protein of 1393 amino acids. The transcript is spliced from 6 exons. The record is from RefSeq and is a predicted model, not a curated record. Gene Ontology annotation, molecular function: FAD binding; 2 iron, 2 sulfur cluster binding; oxidoreductase activity. NCBI's taxonomy places the organism in Eukaryota, Fungi, Ascomycota, Eurotiomycetes, Eurotiales, Aspergillaceae.
CACAGCUGCCGCAGCCAAGGUAACAUUGGGCUGCCAGCUGCAGCUGCAGUUGCACGUGCGGCCAACGCACUCAACUGCCCCUCGUUCAACCUCCUCCCAUCCUCGCCAUCACGACGAUGCCGAUGCUGCUGUAUUAACCACCACAUCACCACCAUGGUGCUUCCGACCGCGCUACAAGACUUUCUCACCACCAACAAUGCCUCAUCCACCCUCUCCUUCUACCUCAACGGCACCCCCGUGGCUCUCGCCAGCCCCAACCCCCACUGGACCCUACUCGACUUCAUCCGCUCCCAACAUGGGCUAAAGGGUACCAAGCUGGGUUGCGGCGAAGGGGGGUGUGGUGCCUGCACCGUGGUGUUGCAGACCCGCGAUGGCUGCUCUCGGCAGAUUCGCCACCGCGCCGUCAACGCCUGCUUGUAUCCGCUCAUUGGAGUGGCCGGGAAACAUGUCAUUACCGUGGAGGGGCUCGGAAACAUCGAUCAUCCGCAUCCAUUGCAGGAGAGAUUGGGGAAGCUCCACGCAUCCCAAUGUGGGUUCUGCACCCCUGGCAUUGUCAUGUCGCUGUAUGCUCUCGUGCGGAAUGCCUACAAUCCCCAGACCGGCGAGUUUCACCUGUCCGAGGAUGAUAUCGAGAUGAAGGGACACCUGGAUGGUAAUCUGUGUCGUUGCACCGGGUACAAGCCCAUUCUGCAGGCAGCCAAGACUUUUGUGCAGGAGGAUCUCCAGGGUCGUCUGGCUGUGCGUACGUCGCAGAUUGAGAUGGCAAGCGUGGAGUCGGAGUCGGAUACCUCCCGGCCGCAGUCUUGCGGUCGUCCGGGGGGGUGUUGUCGUGAUACCCGGGCCAGCUCGCGCACCAGUGUGACUACUCCGGAUUCAGAGAUUGAUAAGGAGUCGAAGGAAUCAUCUGUUCCUCAGAUUGAAUUCCGCCCCUACUUGCCCAAUACCGAGCUCAUCUAUCCCCCUGGACUGGCCAAGGUCAGCCCACAGAUGAUCUGCUACACCGAUGAGCAGAAGGCCUGGUUGCGUCCGGUGACACUGGCGCAGACACUGGAUAUUCUGGCGCUCUGCCCGUCAGCCACUCUGGUUGGCGGCGCCAGCGAAGUCCAAGUCGACAUCCGGUUCAAGGGUGCCGAGUUUGCCGUGUCCGUGUUCAUCGGCGAUCUGGACGAGCUCUCACACAUCACGCUGGUGAAAGACAGCACCGAGCUGGUCAUCGGAGGAAAUACCUCACUCAGCGACAUCGAGGCCGAAUGCUACCGGCUCAUUCCCAUUCUGGGGGCACGGGGCUCGGUCAUCUCUGCGAUGGCCAAGGUGCUGCGCUACUUUGCUGGGCGUCAAAUCCGCAACGCUGCCUCGCUGGCGGGCAAUAUUGCCACGGCCUCGCCUAUCUCUGAUAUGAACCCGGUACUCCUGGCCGUCAACGCCACCGUGGUAGCCCGUACUCUCACCGAGGAGACCUCCUUGUCCAUGUCGGACAUGUUCCUGGGCUACCGCAAGACUGCUCUUCCUCGCGGCAGCAUCAUUACCGAGAUCCGCAUUCCUUUGCCACCAGCCGGAGUGCGUGAGAUUACCAAAUCCUACAAGCAAUCCAAGCGUAAAGACGACGACAUUGCCAUUGUCACCGCUGCUUUUCGCGUUCGUCUCGCCGAUGACAACACCGUCACCGACGUUGCCCUGGCCUACGGCGGCAUGGCGCCCGUCACUCUUCUCGCGCAACGCGCACAGAGCGCCCUACACGGCAAGAAAUGGGGCGUCAAGGCCGUACUCGACGCAACGUUCGACGCCCUACUCGAGGACUUCCACCUCCCUUUUUCAGUCCCCGGUGGAAUGGCCACCUACCGUCGGACCCUCGUGCUGUCGCUCUUCUUCCGCCUCUGGAACGAAGUGCUGGCAGAUUUCGAGCUCGGCCCAACCACCACCGACGUGACGGAAGAGAUCCAUCGACAAAUCUCCCACGGCACGCGCGAUAACUACAACCCGCACGAGCAGCGGGUAGUCGGGAAACAGAUGCCACAUCUUUCAGGGCUGAAACACGCCACCGGCGAGGCCGAAUACGUGGAUGACAUGCCGCCACAGCACCGAGAGCUCUACGGCGCAAUGGUGUUGUCGCAGCGUGCCCACGCCAAGAUCAUCUCGGUUGACUGGUCUCCUGCUCUCGAGCCGGGUCGCGCGGUCGGAUACAUCGAUCACACCAGCAUUCCCCCGGAGAAGAACCUCUGGGGUCCGAUCGUGCACAACGAGCCUUUCUUCGCCAUUGACAAGGUCACUUCGCACGGCCAGCCCAUUGGACUGGUCUAUGCGGAAACAGCGCUCCAGGCCCAAGCGGCAGCGCGUGCCGUCAAGGUCGUGUACGAGGAUCUGCCCCCGAUCCUGACCAUCGACGAAGCCAUAGCGGCAAAUAGCUUCUUCCCACAUGGCAAGGAGCUACGCAAGGGAGCACCUCCGGACAAAAUGGCGGAUGUAUUCGCUAAAUGCGACCGGGUAUUCAGCGGAACCAUCCGCAUGGGUGGCCAGGAGCAUUUCUACCUCGAGACCAACGCGGCAUUGGUGGUACCUCAUCCCGAGGACGGAUCAAUGGACGUAUGGUCAUCAACACAAAACACCCUCGAAUGUCAAGAAUUCGUCAGCAUGGUGACCUCCGUCCCAGCCAACCGAAUCAACACCCGGGUCAAACGCAUGGGCGGUGCCUUUGGCGGCAAAGAAUCCCGAAGCACCCAACUGGCCUGCCUUCUCGCCAUCGCAGCAAAGAAAACCCGACGACCCGUCCGCGCCAUGCUCAACCGCGACGAAGACAUGAUGACCAGCGGACAACGCCACCCCUUCCAAUGCCGCUGGAAAGUCGGGGUCAUGAACGACGGCACCCUGGUCGCCCUCGACGCCGACGUCUACAACAACGCCGGCUACUCCCUCGACAUGAGCGGCGCCGUAAUGGACCGCUGCUGCACGCACCUCGAAAACUGCUACUACUUCCCGAACGUACACAUCCGCGGCUGGGUUUGCAAAACUAACACGCACAGCAACACAGCGUUCCGCGGCUUCGGCGGGCCCCAAGCCAUGUUCAUCGCGGAAAGCUACAUGAACGCGGUCGCCGAGGGCCUCGACAUCUCCGUCGACGACCUCCGCCUCAAAAACCUCUACCAACAAGGCCAACUCACCCCGUUCCUCCAACCCAUCGACCAAGACUGGCACGUGCCUCUGCUCCUCGACCAAGUCCGCAAAGAGGCCCGGUACGACGAACGAAAAGCCGAAAUCGCCCACUUCAACAAAACCCACCGCUACCGCAAACGAGGCAUCUGUCUGAUUCCCACCAAAUUCGGCAUCUCCUUCGCCACAGCCCUGCAUCUCAACCAAGCCGGUGCGUCCGUCAAAAUCUACACCGACGGCUCCGUGCUGCUCAACCACGGCGGUACCGAAAUGGGCCAGGGACUAUACACCAAGAUGGUGCAGGUCGCGGCCGAGGAACUGCGAGUUCCUCCGGAGAGUAUCUACACCCAGGACACCUCAUCAUACCAAACAGCCAAUGCAUCCCCCACGGCCGCCUCCUCGGGCAGCGACCUCAACGGCAUGGCCAUCAAAGACGCAUGCGACCAACUCAACGAACGACUCCGUCCCUACCGCGAACAAUUCGGUAAAGACGCAGAUAUGGCCACCAUCGCACACGCCGCCUACCGCGAUAGAGUCAACCUCGCGGCCAACGGAUUCUGGAAAAUGCCCAAGGUUGGCUACAAAUGGGGGAAUUAUGACCCUGCCACUGUAAAACCCAUGUAUUACUACUUUACCCAGGGCGCAGCCUGCACCUCCAUCGAACUCGACCUCCUAACAGGAACCCACACUGUCCUCCGCACCGACAUAAAAAUGGACAUCGGGCGCUCCAUCAACCCAGCCAUCGACUACGGGCAAAUCGAAGGCGCGUUCAUCCAAGGGCAAGGGUUAUUCACCAUGGAAGAAACCCUCUGGACACGAGACGGCAUCCUGGCAACGCGGGGACCCGGUAAUUACAAAAUCCCCGGGUUUAGUGACAUUCCGCAGGAAUUCAAUGUGAGUUUUUUGCAGGGCGUUGAGUGGGGUCAUUUGAGGAGUAUUCAGAGUAGUAAGGGGAUUGGGGAACCGCCGUUGUUUUUGGGGAGUACGGUGUUGUUUGCGAUUAGGGAUGCGGUUAGGGGGGUUAGGAGGGAGAAUGGGGUUGAUAAUUGGGGGGAGGGAGGAGAGGGGUUCGUGUUGGAUAGUCCGGCGACGGUGGAGAGGGUUAGGUUGGCGGUUGGGGAUGAGAUUGUGAAGAGGAGUUGGGUGGAGAGGGGGGAGGGGGAGAGGGAUUUCUUCGUUGCUGUUGCGUGA